GAAUGAGACCUCAGAUCUAAUUGGUAUGUAUGAGCAAAGCCUUCAUUGUAGGAUUCGUGAUUUCGCUUGUGGGAGAGUCGUAAAGUUUGGGGGAGAUCUGUAAGAAGAAGCAUCGAUGGAUAUGCGACACAGUCGCCGCAUAGCGCGAUAUCGAUCUUCUGUCAGUCACUGUGGAGGAUGGACACGCGAUCGAGCUCCGUGCAGUUAAGCGCUGAAACUCCAGACAGUCCCACAGGAGCUCAUGUUGAAUGGUGCAAACAGUUGAUUGCAGCCACAAUGUCAAGUCAGAUCUCAGGAGCCAUCAGCUCAGAUAUGAUCUCCAGAGAGUACAAGGACUGUGAUGUGGAAGUUAAAGGAUUUCUCUCGGAAACUGACCCUCAGCAGACUGCCUCCCCUUCGGCACUGAGACAAGGAAAUAAGCAGGCUCAGAUGGAGGAAGCUCCAUGUGUACCUGGAGAAUCUAUCAAAGCUAUUGCCAAAGACGUGAUGUAUAUCUGUCCUUUUUCUGGUGUUGUGAGGGGAACCUUAACCAUCACUGACUUCAAGCUCUUCUUCAAGAGUUUGGCUCGGGAUCCUCCCUUUGUGUUGGAUGUAAAUCUUGGAGCCGUAAGCAGGCUUGAGUCCAUCGCUGUUCAGAGUCAUGGAGAAAACAAUCAGGGACUGGAGAUCGUCUGCAAGGACUUGAGGAACCCCCGAUUUGCUUACAGAAAAGAAGGACAGAGUAAUUUGGAGGUGUUUGAAAUACUGUCAAAGUAUGCAUUUCCUUUGUCCCACUACCUGCCUCUCUUUGCCUUUAAAUAUCAAGAGAAGUUUCCAGAAGACGGCUGGAAGAUCUAUGACCCAGUCUCUGAGUACAAGAGACAGGGUCUGCCAAAUGAAAGCUGGAUUAUCAGUAAAGUCAACAGCAAUUAUGAAGUGUGUGAGACGUACCCAGCACUUCUGGUCGUACCUUCAAACGUCACAGAGGACGAGCUGAAGAGAGUGGCAGCCUUUAGAGCCAAACGCCGUUUCCCUGUGCUGUCCUGGAUUCAUCCCGAGAGUCAGGCUGCUAUAGUUCGCUGUGGUCAGCCACAGGUGGGACCCUCAGACCGUCGCUGCAGAGAGGAUGAGCGCUACCUGCAGACAAUACUUGACGCCAACGCUCAAUCUCACAAGCUGUGUAUAUAUGAUGCUCGACAGAGCACUGUGGCUGACACCAACAAAGCCAAAGACGGAGGAUACGAGAACGAGAGCUUCUACAUAAACGUGGAGCUAAACUUUCUGGAGAUCCCCAACAUUCACGUGAUGCGAGAAUCCCUGAGGAAACUUAAAGAAGUGGUGUACCCUGCAAUCGACCAACAACACUGGUUCUCAUCUGUGGACUCCACACAUUGGCUGGAAUACAUCAGGCUCUUGCUGGCAGGCGCCGUACGUAUCGCAGACCGAAUCGAGUCUGGAAAGACGUCUGUGGUGGUCCACUGCAGUGACGGAUGGGACCGCACGGCUCAGCUCACCUCUCUGGCCAUGCUUAUGCUAGAUGGUCACUAUCGAUCGCUCAGGGGUUUCCAAGUGCUGCUGGAGAAAGAGUGGCUGAGCUUCGGACAUCGCUUUGCCUCGCGUGUUGGACAUGGAGAUGGGAAUCAUGCCAACUCUGAGCGUUCUCCUCUCUUUGUGCAGUUCAUAGACUGUGUCUGGCAGAUGACCCGACAGUUUCCCUCUGCAUUUGAAUUCAACGAGGUGUUUCUCAUCACUGUUCUCGAUCACCUGUACAGCUGCCUGUUUGGGACGUUUCUCUAUAACAGCGAGCAAGAGCGAGUCUCAAAGGAGGUUUAUAGUAAGACUGUGUCUCUCUGGUCAUAUGUUAACAGUCAGGUUGAAGACUUCACAAACCCUCUGUAUGUAAACUAUGAGCAUCAUGUUUUGUAUCCAGUAGCCAGUUUAAGGCAUCUGGAGCUUUGGGUGAGUUAUUACGUACGCUGGAACCCUCACAUGAGACCACAGGUUCCGGUUCAUCAGAGUUUUAAAGAGUUAUUGAUUCUGAGAUCAGAGCUUCAGAAGAGAGUGGAGAAGCUAAAACGAGCUUCAUCACAUUCUCUCUCCUCUUCCUCAGAGCAUGAGCUCAUGCAGACCACUGUCUGAUUAUACAUCUCAUUGAUCCGGUAAACAAUGGACGUCCAGCAUUUCAUUCCAGCUCUGUUGUCAGAGGAAAAUAAAGACAGUGCUUAAAUUUUUUUGAUGAAAUCUAUUGCUUACGUACUGUUGCAAAACAAUACAUCUCAAAAUAGCACUUUUGUAUUUGUUAUAUUACACUAUUUCUAUGUACAAGCAUGCAAAAGUAGUUGGAUUUCAUCAGAUCUUAUUUUCAGACAAAAUAAAUAAUGCACUGCAA
Molecule: messenger RNA, 2368 nt
Organism: Misgurnus anguillicaudatus (oriental weatherfish)
Lineage: Eukaryota; Metazoa; Chordata; Actinopteri; Cypriniformes; Cobitidae
Gene: mtmr1b
Product: myotubularin related protein 1b
Biological process (GO): phosphatidylinositol dephosphorylation
Cellular component (GO): cytoplasm; membrane
Molecular function (GO): phosphatidylinositol-3-phosphate phosphatase activity; phosphatidylinositol-3,5-bisphosphate 3-phosphatase activity
Source: RefSeq, a predicted model, not a curated record